AAUGGGUUUGUAUUUAGCAAAACCUGAGACAACAAAAUUAACCCAAUCUGGAAAAGUAUUGGAUUUUGCAUAUACGUCUACAUCUUUACAGGGUUGGCAAAUACAGUAGGAUGAAUUUGUAAUAAUAAAGGAGAAGUUUGAUUAAGAGAAUUGUUUAUUUUGUAUAGUGGAACAAUAUGGUGGGAUAGAAUAUGGCAAAUAUAUUCAGGAUCACAUAGUGGAAGCACUUGUUAAUGAUUAAGAAUAUAAAUAGAAAAAUUAUGACAAAGCUAUUGUAGGUCUAUAUGAAAGAUUGGAUAAUUAACUAAAAAAUUAAUUUAAGGAGAGUACUAGUUAUUAAGGUGUCACAUUAUUAUUAACUUUGAUUACAAAUGAAAACAUUUAUGUAGCAAAUGCAGGAGUAUUUCAUUGUUUUUGAUAAAAUAGUUAUCCAGAUGUAUCAUUCGAUAUGAAGGUAAACAUAAAGUAAUGACUGUUGAACAUUAUCCAAUGAAUGAUCAUGAAAAACAAAGGAUACUUGCAGCUGGAGGAGAAGUUUGGGAAAAUAGAGUGAAUGCUCAUCUCCCAUAUAGUAGAGGUUUAGGAAAUUUUGAAUAUAAAUCCAAUUCUAAUUUAGAUUAGAGUAAAUAAUUGCUUAUUUCUGUUCCAAGCAUAAAAUAUGUUGAUAAAGAGGAGACAGAAUUAAUUUUAAUGGGAAGUCAUGGUUUUAUAUUAUUAAUGAUAAAUUAUAGGUUUUUGGGAAACUUGGACUAAUAAUGCUAUUUCAGAAGUUAUUCUAGAGAGGAUACAAUAAGGGAAGCCUUUAUCAGAUAUCUUAGAAACUAUAUGCGAUUCAAUUGUGGCAAAGAAUGUUGAGUCUGAAUAUGGAAAAGAUAACAUCUCUAGCAUCUUAAUUUAUUUUUAAAGAGAAUAAAAGCAAGUUAUUUGA
Messenger RNA from Paramecium pentaurelia, 928 nucleotides. NCBI's taxonomy places the organism in Eukaryota, Ciliophora, Oligohymenophorea, Peniculida, Parameciidae. The record is from the annotation of a GenBank genome assembly.